This is a messenger RNA of Megachile rotundata (alfalfa leafcutting bee), 1508 nucleotides long. It is a transcript of the gene mts, whose product is annotated as protein phosphatase 2 catalytic subunit mts. The record is from RefSeq and is a predicted model, not a curated record. Gene Ontology annotation, molecular function: protein serine/threonine phosphatase activity. NCBI's taxonomy places the organism in Eukaryota, Metazoa, Arthropoda, Insecta, Hymenoptera, Megachilidae.
AGACGUAAUCACAGUUGUUAGAACGACGUAGUCAUAAUAGUAUUACAGUAUAUUUACAAUCGCAUACAUACGAUACUAGUAAAAUUAAUUUGUGAUUGGUUCUGAUAUGAUAAACGUGAAUCGUGAUUGGUCGAUAUGAUAAUUCAGGGUAUAGAUAGUGAAGCACGCAUGAAUUGAAUGUGACGUCACCGUCAGUACUCGCGAUCGGCCAUUUUGUGAGUGUGUACUGGAUCAGGAUAUUUGUGUUAAGAAUAUUUUUCAGUAAAACCGAAUGAUUUAGUUUACAAAACGAGACUUGCUUUACUUUUAUUACAUGUGCUAAGAGUGUGGAAUAUUCUUAGAUCUGACAUAGAUUCAUACGAUGGAGGAGAAAGCAUCGUUGAAAGAACUCGACCAGUGGAUAGAACAAUUAAAUGACUGCCGACAACUAACAGAAAGCCAAGUAAAAACUCUAUGCGAAAAGGCAAAGGAAAUCUUAGCUAAAGAGUCCAAUGUACAAGAAGUAAAAUGUCCCGUAACAGUGUGUGGAGAUGUUCAUGGACAAUUCCAUGAUUUAAUGGAAUUGUUCAGAAUAGGAGGCAAGUCUCCAGAUACAAAUUAUCUUUUUAUGGGUGACUAUGUAGAUCGUGGCUAUUAUUCUGUUGAAACUGUUACCUUGCUUGUUGCACUUAAGGUCAGAUACCGAGAAAGAAUAACUAUUUUGCGAGGAAAUCACGAAUCAAGACAAAUCACACAAGUAUAUGGGUUUUAUGACGAAUGUUUACGUAAAUAUGGCAAUGCAAAUGUAUGGAAAUUCUUUACGGACCUAUUUGAUUAUUUACCAUUAACUGCACUAGUGGAUGGUCAAAUAUUUUGUUUACAUGGUGGUUUAUCACCGUCUAUUGAUACUUUAGAUCACAUACGUGCCCUAGAUCGUCUUCAAGAAGUACCACAUGAGGGUCCCAUGUGUGAUCUUUUGUGGUCAGAUCCAGAUGAUAGAGGAGGAUGGGGUAUUUCUCCUCGUGGGGCAGGGUAUACAUUCGGACAAGAUAUUUCAGAAACUUUUAAUCAUUCUAAUGGCCUGACACUAGUGUCACGAGCACAUCAGUUAGUUAUGGAGGGCUACAAUUGGUGUCAUGAUCGUAAUGUUGUAACUAUAUUCUCAGCACCUAAUUAUUGCUAUCGUUGUGGAAAUCAAGCUGCAAUUAUGGAAUUAGAUGAUGCUUUAAAAUAUUCAUUCCUUCAAUUUGAUCCAGCUCCAAGACGUGGAGAACCACACGUUACUAGGCGGACACCAGACUACUUCUUAUAAAGAGUCAAACCCCCGAGUUAACUAUUAAGCAUAUGGGAAAAUUCUAACCAUUUGAGCAAGAUUUCCUUUGUACAAAGCAAAAAAUUGUUCGCGUUGGAUUACUUCUUUUAGUCCAGAAACAACACCUAUACCAAAAUAAUAUUUAAGUUGUGUUUCAUAUAAUUUUUAAAUAUUUGUAUUGUAAUAACAUCAAUCAUUUAUUUUUACCUAAAUGCUU